Molecule: messenger RNA, 2556 nt
Organism: Seriola aureovittata
Lineage: Eukaryota; Metazoa; Chordata; Actinopteri; Carangiformes; Carangidae
Gene: scg2a
Product: secretogranin II a
Exons: 2
Coding region: 102-2045 (647 amino acids)
Source: RefSeq, a predicted model, not a curated record
GGAGCUGUCCGCGGUGCUGAAACCAGACUCGAGUGCUCGAGGCAGAGAGAUGCUCAGCUCACUCACGACCCUCCACAGAAACUAAUCACAAAGGCGUCACCAUGCCCUCUCUCCCCGAGACCUGCACAACAAGCAAACUCUUCCUCGUCUGUUUCACCCACCUCCUCUUAGCUCUCCUCUUCCUCAGCUCCUCUGGUGUUCACGGGGUGGCACUCAGACAGCACAGACUGCAGGGAAGUGAAUCAGACUCCCAGAGAGGAAAUGUCCACCAGGCUCCUAACGUUGACAUGCUCAAAGCCUUGGAGUACAUCGAGAGCCUCCGUCAGAGAACUGACACGGACUCCCAGCAGCACGACCCUCUCUCUGCGGGCUACGACGCCAGCCACGUGGACGAUGCUGAGAAGCUGCGUAUGAUGCUGAGACUGGCUUCCAACCCUGUGCAGAGUAAAGAUGAGGAUGAGGAAGAGGAGGGGAGGGAGGAUAAGAGUGAAGAGCUGCUCCAGGCAGUGCUCAGCACCCUCCAGCAGACGGAAAAGGCGUCAAAGCCAGAGUCACUUCGCCCUGGCGCCGAAGGAGAAGUCACGAGGGACGGCAUGUAUCCCAAGGUGCAGCAGAAGCAACACGGCAUCCUGCUCCACAAGAAGCUGCCGUUAAUGUUUGAGGAUGAGGAAGAGGGUGAGGGGGGUGAGGAAGAUGAAGAUGAGGGGCCAGAUCUGGAGCACGAGAGCCACUUCAAACGCACCAAUGAGAAUGUGGAGGAGAAGUACACGCCUCAGAAUCUGGCAACGCUGCAAUCUGUGUUUGACGAACUGGACAAGCUGACAAGCGUGAAGACCGUGCAUAAACGCCAAGAUGAGGAGGACGACAUGGAGGAGGAUGAUGAUGAUGAUGAUGAUGAUGAUGAGGAAGAGGACGACGAUAUGUUUAAUGUGAGGAAUGUGGCGUACGAUGACGUAGGCAGGGAUCUCGCGCUCAACUGGGGUCCGCUACGAGAACAGGAAGAGCAAGAAGAAGAAGAGGAAGAGGAGAGGGACAACAAACAUGAGGCAGACCGAGGGCUUGAUUAUGUUGACGACAAUGAUGAAGAAGACGAUGAGGAUGAUGAAGAGGAAGAUGACGAAAGCUACCCAGUCAAGAGGUCAAAAGAUACAGAUGAUGUCGCCAACCUGGUGGACUACUACCUCCUGAAAGUGCUGGAGAAAACCGAAGCAGAAGAGCAGAAGCGAGAGAUGGAGGAAGAGGAGGAAGAGGAGGAGAAGAAGAGGGCUGAGAGGAGAGUGGCUCAGACGCAGUACAGAGAUAAUAUCAUCCCACAAACCAUCUACGAGUUCAUUCAGAUCUCCCAGAAAUACCAGAUUCCACCUGAAGACCUGAUGGACAUGCUCAGAACCGGAGAAUUGACGAAUCAAGAGCGGUCACGAAAGGUAAACAAAUUAACCAGAGCACAAAACAAGCUCUCUCAGAUAUCCUCAAAGAAGAUACACAAGAUUCCUGAAGCUAAAUUCUACAGUAGACGCCUUCCUGACAGUCAGAAAUCCCCAGAGGAGCUGAGGACAGAAGAAAUCCUCAACAUCCUUGGGUUUGGGGCCGCGGAGGACCGAGCUCCCGCCAGGAAGCAGAAGCAGUACAAAAGCCCGCUGUCACGACUUCACACUCUGCCUGUGGGGCGUCCGGGAGAAUCCACUCCCACGCAGCGGCGCCUUCCCGCCACAUUAAAGGACGACUAUGACAACACCAUGGACGAGGACGAACUGGCGGCGUAUUUAGCGGCUCAGAUGCCGGCACAGUAUCUGAACCCCACGUACAGCAAGGUGAGCCAAAAGCGGGACGAGGCUGGACAGAGCGUGACAGGCUCUUUUGAACAGGCCAUUCAGGAUUAUUUUGAUCACAUGGACUCAGAUAAAAGCCCAAAUGAAAAGAGACAGUCGGAGAGUGGCGAGAGGAGCGGGGGCACGCAAAUGCAAGGCUUUGAAAACGAGGCAAUGAUAAAACUGCUGAGCUACCUGAACCCAGAAACUGAAGACAGUGAUGGCAAAACUGUCUAAAGAAUAUAAAUAAGGCUGUAUAUAUAUAUAUAUAUAUAUAUAUAUAUAUAUAUAUAUUUAUAUUUAUAUACACAUACAGUAUAAAUAUAUAUAUAUAUAUAUAUAUAUAUAUAUAUAUAUAUAUAUAUAUAUAUAUGUGUGUGUGUUGGUGGAGGUGGAGGGUGAAAACAAAGUAUUUUAAAGAAUAAAACAUGUCAACUUUAGUUCUUCUGUAGGUUUACAAAAGCUGUUAUUUAUUAGCAGAAAAAUAUGUUUGGACAUUCAUUUGAUGCUUUUCUGUUUUUUUUUUUUACAUGUUGCUCAACAGCAUUUAACAACCAGUAGCCUACAUGUGGACUCACCAGCCUUACACACACACACACACACACACACACACACACACACACACACACACACACACACACAACCAAAAUCAGUGUUGGAUCCCUUAGAUUCACUUGUGUUUUUUGGUAAUUCUUUCUUAAAUGUGGUCAUAUGUGACAUACCUGAGGUUAAUAAAGCAUUGACUUUA